Morchella sextelata is the source of this 216-nucleotide messenger RNA. RefSeq lists its product as uncharacterized. The transcript is spliced from 2 exons. NCBI's taxonomy places the organism in Eukaryota, Fungi, Ascomycota, Pezizomycetes, Pezizales, Morchellaceae. The record is from RefSeq and is a predicted model, not a curated record. Bases 1 to 216 code for a protein of 71 amino acids.
AUGACAUUCAGCAGAUGGAAUCAAGAGAGAUCUUCAAAAACUAUGCAAUGGUCAAGAAAACCACGCGAGGUGACUUCAUGCGGCAAGAAAACUGCAACUACAAUCACAGAAAAACAUUUUGCUCCAAGGGCAAUGGGAGCGAAAGUCGUGAAAAGACAAAAGAAUUGGACAAGGAGGCCAAGGGUCUUGUUCUAUUAUAUAAUGAUGACUGUCUGA